CUAUAUUUGUGUGAACGUCUGAGUGAAUAUUGGUUUAUUCCCUCCAUUCAUUUGUCAUCAUUUCUCACGACAUACUGAUCUUCUGAGGCCUACCUUGAACCAAUCCUUAAAUUAUGCUAGCUGGUACACGGUUAUCAGUCAUCUAGUGUAGUUUCGACAUUCUCUUUAUGACACAGGAUAUCUUUUCUGUGGAGAGAAUUCAUGUAUUUCUUAACAAUUAGGAAGGACAACAAAUAAGACUAGCACUUUACUCAACAAUAUUGAGAGCUUGGCUGCUUUAAGACUACAUCACAAGGGUGUACUCUGUUCUGACCUGCGUCAUACUCAUCAUGCAGUACCUGAGCAGCAGAGAACACUGCAUCAAGCCAGUUAUUGAUUCGGCUACACCAUUGAUCAUCAAUCCUUAUCAUCUAUGUCCUAAGUACUGCAUCAAGCCAGUUAAUGAAUUAAUGACCUUCAAGUACCCAAGCACUGCAUCAAGCCAGUUAAUUGUUACUGUUCCUGAGAUUUACCUUAUCCUCAUCCUUUUCAAAGUCAUUAAGAAUUUGCUUGCUUUGACAAACCCAACUUUUACACCUCCUUUCACGAAUAACCACAUUAUCAACUGUUAUAAGACAGCGCGACCCUUGUAUGAAUUCCAUUCGCGUGCAGAGUUCUUGACCCCAAUACUGGAUAUUAUAAAGAUUCAGAAACAAGCAGUAGAGCAGAACCGGGUUCUUCAUUGUGAUUGUAGUUUGAAUAAUGCAAUGAUUGAAGACAAUGGUGAUGGCACCCAUUGGAUGUUGAUAGAUUGUGAUCAGUACGGUGUUGGGGGUACACUUUACCUCCACACACCAGAUCCAUCCAAUGAGUGCUUGGGUACACAAGCCUUGGGAUCAAAACUAUACCCAUCCCCCAUGGUCACGUAUGUCUAUCAGGACGAUCUCGAAUCAAUGUUUUACGUUUUCAUCUGGUAUUCAUUGCAGUGUGUCAAAUGGAUAAUGGACAGCAAGACUCAAAUUUUUCAUCAAUCUGACCAUUACACUAAGGAACUCUCCCGACAAAUUGAUCCCUACUUCAAAUCUCUUCUUCCACUCGCGUUAGAGUGGUAUAACCUUGUUAAAAACCCUAAUCAGUUGCUCUUCGACAACGUAAUUGAUCUACUGGGUAGACACAUCACUGCACUUCCGAAGGAGGACUCCGCUGGGCUCCUAGUCUCCAAAUGGGUAAUUCUCUCAGUGGCAGGUUCACUCACACCACCCCAGAACAAUGAGGAAAGUGCAUCACCACCUGUAGAUGAGACAUGACAGAAGCGAGUGGUUGAUCACCGGUGGACGAUGGAAGCCAUACCCAAGCCAAAAAGGAACAAAACUGAGUAG
Molecule: messenger RNA, 1358 nt
Organism: Suillus plorans
Lineage: Eukaryota; Fungi; Basidiomycota; Agaricomycetes; Boletales; Suillaceae
Exons: 8
Coding region: 330-1286 (318 amino acids)
Source: RefSeq, a predicted model, not a curated record